UGGGAACCCGCCCACCGCAUAUAUAACUCCCAGUCGAGGGGGACGCGAGCCAUCGCGGGAAGGCAGGAGGCGCGAAGCGUUGCUCCUCUAGCAGCCUUUGGGCUUGCGCAUGCGCCGGGAGGGGAGGCGUAGUCGACGGUUAUAGACGAGCGCGUCUGCGCAUGGGCGUUGAAACCUGACUGACACCGGAGCACUGCGGUUGCGCGCUGGGAAGCACCGGGCCUGCGCAGAAAGAAGGAGCCCUACGGCGCACGCGUAGGAAGGGGCCGGGGUGGGGCGGGGGGGAGCGGCGAGCGCUUCGAGCAGCGGUUGAGGCGGCGGGCGCGGGCGGAGGAGCCCCGGUGCGCGCGAGGCAUGCUGGAGAUGGCCACGGACAAGGAGACCUUCCUCGUCCCGGCCCCACCGCCGCCCCUCAAGCCGCCGCCCAGAGGGGGCGGCGUGGAGGCGUCCCCGGUGCGGCUCCGUCAGGGGGACGCGGCGGCGGAGGGUGGCGAGAGCGGCCGCGGGGAUGAGCCUCUCGCGCAGGCGCACCAGGGGGCGGCGGAGGCGGAGGACAGCGUGGCCGAGCUGCAGCGGCCCCGUAACGGCUUCCAGCCCCACCAGAAGCCCCCCGGCGGGGGCAAGAGGCGCAACAGCUGUCACGUGGGUGGCUUCAAGCACCCCGCCUUCAAGCGGCGCCGCCGGGUCAACUCGGACUGCGACCCUGUCCUCCCGUCGGAGUUCCUCCUGGGGGGCAACAUCUUCGACCCACUCAACCUCAACAGCCUGCUGGACGAGGAGGUGAACCAGGCCCUCAAUGCCGAGACCCCCAAGUCGUCGCCCCUGCCGGCCAAGGGCCGCGACCCCGUGGAGAUUCUCAUCCCCAAGGACAUCACUGACCCCUUGAGCCUGAACAAUGCCCAGGACGAUCCCCCGGUGCUGGCCUCGCCAGUCAAAACAGGGCGCAAGCGGCACCGCCACCGGGGGGCACAGCGGGCAGCCAGCAACGCCGAGGCGGUGAAGGCUGCCCCCUCAUGCAAGUCGUGCCAGAAGGCAGUCAACGGGGCCACCCCACAGCCCUACGAACUCAACACGGCCAUCAACUGCCGGGACGAGGUGGUGUCCCCCUUGCUGCCGGGCAGUGGAGGCGGCCAGCAGGGCUCUGGUGGCAUCACCCCCUCUGGUGCUUUUGCGGCCUCUUCUGCGGGGGGUGGUAGCCGCAGCCACCACCACCACCGCAAGAGGCGCAGGACUUGCAGCAAGUCGGAGGGGGCAGCAGGGGCCAAGCACCAGGGGGCAGCUGUGGCCAGCGAAGCGCCUUACCGGAACAGCCCGGACAGGGGACGGACCGCACCCGGGUGCCGGCACCAGCUGCCUCUUUCCACCCAGCAACCUCGGUGGCGGUCGCAUCGCAAGUUCCAGUACGGCAACUAUUGCAAAUAUUACGGCUACCGCAACCCUGACUGUGAGGACUCGCGGCUGCGGGCGAUGAGGCCCGAGUGGUUCCAGGGGAAGGAGGUCCUGGAUGUGGGUUGCAACGUGGGGCACCUCACUCUGACCGUGGCCAAGAAGUGGGCUCCCCGCAGGAUGGUUGGCGUGGACAUUGAUGGGGCGCUGAUCCACUCGGCGCGCCAGAACAUCCGGCACUACCUGUCCGAGGAGAUCCAGGAGCAGCAGCAGCAGGGCGGCGGGGGGGCCAGCCUCGCCAAGAAGACCUUCCCUGUGUCUCUCACGGCCAGCCGAGGGCCCAUCGCUGCGCCAAGGGUGCCCCAGGACGGGUCAGAUGCUGCCGUCUUCCCCAACAACGUGAUCUUUGUCAAGGGCAACUACGUCCUGGAACGUGACGAGCUGCUGGAGGCUCAGAAGCCGGAGUACGACGUGAUCCUCUGCCUCAGCCUCACCAAGUGGGUGCACCUCAACUGGGGGGACGAGGGCCUCAAGCGCCUCUUCAAGCGCCUCUUCCGCCACCUGCGGCCCGGUGGCAUCCUUCUGCUGGAGCCCCAAGCUUGGGCCUCCUAUGGCAAGAGGAAGAACCUGACGGAAACAACAUGCAAGAACUUUCACCGCAUCAAGCUGAAGCCGGACCAGUUCCCCUCCUACCUGACUUCACCUGAUGUGGGCUUUUCCAGCUAUGAAUUGGUGGCCACGCCCAGGCACACCUCCAAAGGAUUCCAGCGCCCCAUCUAUCUCUUCCAUAAGGCCCCCCUGAAAACGCACUGAGGACCUGGGCCCAGGCCUGAGAGCCAGUCCGCAGCUGGGCUGCAGCGUAUCUUUCUGAGCCCCCCGGGGGCGUCUGCUAGAAGCACCUGGACGGGAAAGAUCGCAGGAAACAGGUUGGCUGCCUGAGCCCUUGGAGUGAAUGGGAGCUGCUUGACCUGUGAGGUUCCUGUCUGCCUGCCUGCGACUGGCAGAGCGAAGAACAGAGCAAGCCAAGAUGCCUGGAGCUGCUACCAAGAUCCUUAUGUUGACUGGGGGCAGGGGCGAGUGAGCGGGUGAUGCCCCUUUUUGCAUGGGGGCUGGCUGGCUGGCUUCUUUCCUCCUAGUGGUUAUGCUGAGCUCACAGCCCACAAUAAGAACUCGUACAAACACACCGUCAGCCUCUGUGGUCUCCAUUUGGGAGCAGCGGAUGCCUGGAGGAGUUGUGGAGUGCUCCUGGAGUGGGGCAGUGAAGGGGGCAGGGCAACUCCUAAACAGCUACUUCCCCAGAGCAGGGCAAAAUUCUUCACGUGCAACACUGAAGCUUUUCCCCUGGUUCGUUGGUUGGACUACUGCCCCAGGAGCUCCCUUGGAUGAUUUUGGCGUGCCAGGAAGGAAGAACAGUGCCCUGGCACCUCCAUCACUCUCCCCUUCUGCAGCCAGCCAGCCAGCCAGCCCACCCCCCGCCCCAAGCUCCCUGCCGUGCCCUCCCCUUGCUGCGAGGGGGGCCCUGGUUCCACCCAGGACUUUGAUCUUUACACAGAUGUUGAUUCUAUAUAUAAAUAAAGCCUACCAAUUA
Molecule: messenger RNA, 2974 nt
Organism: Sphaerodactylus townsendi
Lineage: Eukaryota; Metazoa; Chordata; Lepidosauria; Squamata; Sphaerodactylidae
Gene: MEPCE
Product: methylphosphate capping enzyme
Exons: 4
Coding region: 355-2199 (614 amino acids)
Biological process (GO): snRNA modification
Molecular function (GO): O-methyltransferase activity; RNA methyltransferase activity; snRNA binding
Source: RefSeq, a predicted model, not a curated record